Messenger RNA from Myzus persicae (green peach aphid), 1756 nucleotides. Its product is annotated as 26S proteasome regulatory subunit 4-like. Gene Ontology annotation, cellular component: proteasome regulatory particle, base subcomplex. The transcript is spliced from 8 exons. Gene Ontology annotation, biological process: proteasome-mediated ubiquitin-dependent protein catabolic process. Gene Ontology annotation, molecular function: proteasome-activating activity; ATP binding; ATP hydrolysis activity. Bases 282 to 1598 code for a protein of 438 amino acids. The record is from RefSeq and is a predicted model, not a curated record. Lineage: Eukaryota; Metazoa; Arthropoda; Insecta; Hemiptera; Aphididae.
UCAUCGUUGUGGUAUGUACAUGAAGUUGUAAACGGUUCGGUUAGAUGGUAGCAACAAGCCAAAGCCGAAAGGAGAACCGCGUUUGUGCCCAUAUCAGUCAACACUCGACCGGUGGUCCUGUUAGUCGUGUUAUUCUGGCGUUCGUGUUCUACGUGUGUUGCUGUUGUUAACGUUUAUUAUUCGUGAGCAAAUAUUCACCGAUUCCGAACAACUUUUUGUUUGUGAAACACGUUACAUUUUACGUCGACAUAAUCACUUAAGAAAACCUUUUUAUCACAAAAAUGGGUCAAAGUUAUUCGAGUAGUGAUGAAAAGAAAGACAAAGACAAGCAAAGAGAAAAGAUUAAGUAUAAACCACCAAUCCCUCCAAGAACAAGCAAGAAAAAAAGGAAGGUAAAUGGCCCUGACACUGCUUCAAAACUGCCACAAGUUUACCCUCAUUCAAAAUGUCGUUUGAAAUUGUUAAAACUGGAGCGUAUCAAGGAUUAUUUAUUGAUGGAAGAAGAGUUCAUAGUAAACCAAGAAAAAUUGAAACCCCAAGGAGAAAAAAAUGAACAAGAACGCUCAAAAGUAGAUGAUCUCCGUGGAAGCCCUAUGAUUGUCGGUACAUUGGAAGAACACAUUGAUGACAACCAUGCAAUUGUUUCGGCUUCGGUUGGGAAUAAAUAUUACGUCAGCAUUUUAUCAUUUGUUGACAAAGAACUGUUGGAACCAGGAUGCACUGUACUGCUCAACCAUAAAGUCCAUGCAGUGGUUGGAGUACUAUCCGAUGAUACAGAUCCUACAGUAGCUGCGAUGAAAGUUGAAAAAGCACCUCUUGAAACUUAUAGUGACAUUGGUGGCUUAGAACAGCAAAUCCAAGAAAUUAAAGAGGCCGUUGAACUACCUCUUACCCAUCCUGAAUUUUAUGAAGAAAUGGGUAUUAAGCCUCCCAAAGGAGUAAUUUUGUAUGGUCCUCCAGGAACAGGAAAAACCCUUUUAGCUAAAGCUGUUGCUAAUCAGACUUCAGCGACAUUCUUGAGGGUUGUCGGGUCUGAGCUUAUUCAAAAGUAUUUGGGAGACGGUCCCAAAUUGGUGCGAGAACUAUUCCGCACAGCUGAACAAUAUUCACCAUCUAUAGUAUUCAUUGAUGAAAUAGACGCAAUUGGUACUAAACGAUACAACUCAAACUCGGGUGGUGAACGAGAAAUUCAGCGCACUAUGCUAGAACUUCUUAAUCAAUUGGAUGGUUUUGAUACACGGAGUGAUGUCAAAGUGAUUAUGGCCACAAAUCGUAUUGAAUCUCUAGACCCUGCUUUAAUUCGUCCUGGCCGUAUUGAUCGUAAAAUUGAAUUUCCAUUGCCAAGUGAAAAAACCAAACAUCACAUUUUCAACAUUCACACGUCUAAAAUGGCAUUGGAUGGAGGAGUUAACUUGAAUGAACUCAUUUCAAUCAAAGAUGAUAUUUCUGGUGCUGAUAUUAAGGCUAUUUGUACUGAGGCAGGUCUAAUGGCGCUUCGUGAUCGUCGUAUGAAAAUAACUAACGAAGAUUUUAAGAAGUCGAAAGAAAAUAUUUUGUACCGCAAGAAAGAGAACAUUCCUGAACAAUUGUAUUCUUAAAUAUAUUUUGACUUCGUUAUGUAUGUUAAAAUAAUAAUUGAAUUUGCUACAUAAACAUCUUACAAUAUACACAUGUUGUAUUGUAAAAUGUCAGCAAAAUUUAAUAUCAAAUCAAAUAUAUUUGUUUUUUUAAGAUUAAUUUUAACUUUAAAAAUCAU